AUGGUGGGAGCGGGCUCCAUGGCAGUCAGAAAGAGUAAAUCCUCCUCGCCUGAUCAUCUGAACAAGCUUGUGGCCGGAACUCUCAAAGAUGAAGUGAAGAAGCGGGAGAGAAAAAGAAGGAAGGAGAUGGAGAAGUUGAAGAAGAUGAAUGAGAAGAAGGAGAAGAAGGAGAAGAAGGAGAAGAAGGAGAAGAAGGAGAAGAAGGAGAAGAAGGAGAAGAAGGAGAAGAAGGAGAAGAAGGAGAAGAAGGAGAAGAGGAAAGAAAUGUGCUCAGAUGACAGAAGAUUUGUGUUUAGUGCAACAAGUCCCGUGGAGAUGAGAGUUCCCUUCUCUCCAGUUAUGAGGACCAUGGCUAUGCAGAAGUUAACGUUUUCCCUGACGGCGUUUGAUCCCACUCCCAGCGAGUGCAGCUUGGCUUUUGACGAGAAGACAUGUGUCGUGGAGAGCACAUCCAAUGCUAACAUAUCCGUCGAGGAUUAUAAGACUACUCCAGAAGGUAAACCGAGCGAAAUCUACCUAAAAGUAACUCCAGACCCAAUCGCUUUUGUGAUGAAGUUCAUUGAGGGCAAGAUGAUGAUAGAAUUCAAGGGAAGCUGGUCUGCCUUCCAAGUGGAUCACGUUGGACUAAAAGUGAUUAAAGUUCCUGAGGUUGCGCAAGUUGAGGUUGAUCAAGUUGAGGUUGCUCAAGUUGAGGUUACCCAAGUUGAGGUUACCCAAGUUGAAGAGAGUCAGGCACAAACUCAAGUCCAAGAAGUAGUCCAAGAAGUGGUGGAAACUGAAGUCGUCACCACUAGUUGA
Bolinopsis microptera is the source of this 798-nucleotide messenger RNA. RefSeq lists its product as uncharacterized. The transcript is spliced from 5 exons. The coding region runs from base 1 to 798 and encodes 265 amino acids. Lineage: Eukaryota; Metazoa; Ctenophora; Tentaculata; Lobata; Bolinopsidae. The record is from RefSeq and is a predicted model, not a curated record.